UCCUGCCGAACCGAAAGCGCAUCAGCUAACUCACAGAUGACCCGCAGUAGAAUGACGGAGAGUGACUCGCGCGUCCGGAACGCGGGUGUGUUUGUCGAGCUCUGCGUUCAUCUGAACGGACCCCUGCUCUCCAUCUCGCCGAGAUCAGUCUGAGCGUCUGGCAACUUCUGCAAACCUGUCUGCACGGACUCUCUCUCGGACUGACAGCGCGCUCCUGCUCUGUAGUUGCAUGUGUGGAUGAGAAGAGCUUCUGCAGACUAGAUCGUUUCUGCUAAAAGUCUCACUGACGCGUGUUAGAAUGAACCCUAAACACUGACUGGCUGAUUUGUGUCUCUCCGGCGGCGCAGUCCACAGCUAUUGACCGUAGUGCGGACAUUCACACCACUGACAGAAGAUCGUGGACAUCUCAACACUUGCUCCACUGUCUGACAUCAGCCGCGUCGGGAAGAGCCGAGCCACAGAUGUGAAUGAAAGUCGACUAAAGCAAGAGGGAUAUACGCGUCCGAGUGUGCUGUAGUGAUGCUGCAAGUGGAAAUGAUCAUAUUCGUGGGUGUGAUUCUGUGGAUGUGUGUAUUUAGUCAAGAGCCCAGCUCAAAGGUGAUGGCCGAUCGAUACGCUGUCUACUGGAACCGAACCAACCCCAGGUUUCACCGUGGAGACUAUCACAUCGACGUCUGUAUAAACGACUACCUGGAUGUCUACUGUCCGCACUACGAGGACUCGGUCCCUGAGGAGAGAGCGGAGCGCUAUGUGCUCUACAUGGUCAACUACGACGGCUACAGCACGUGCGACCACACGGCCAAAGGCUUCAAGCGCUGGGAGUGCAACCGGCCGCACUCGCCCAACGGCCCGCUCAAGUUCUCCGAGAAGUUCCAGCUCUUCACGCCCUUCUCGCUGGGCUUCGAGUUCCGGCCGGGCCGAGAGUAUUACUACAUCUCAUCCAUGAUCACAGAAACCGGGAGAAGGUCGUGUCUCAAGCUGAAAGUGUACGUGAGACCACCGAAUGGCUGCGAGAAAACCAUAGGCAUUCACGACCGCGUUUUUGUCGAUGACAAAGUAGACAAUGCAUUAGAACCAAGAGAUGAUACCAGUCACGAGGCUGAACCGUCCCGGAGCGACGUGUCGACUUCAGGCCUGCGGCACCAAACGUCACGCCCCUUGCUGGCCCUGCUGCUGCUCUGCAUCUCUGUGUUCUUCACCUUAUAGCCCCUCACCUGCCCCUCAAGCAGCCCUCGGGAGACCCCGCGCGUCCCGGCGCCGGGGAGGGCUUGAGAUUCACCAGGAACACUUCUGCUGCGCUUUUGUUUUGUUUUCCAAUAUUUAAGUGGUCCUUCGCUGUCUUUGAUUAAGAAAAGUCAAUUAGUCGCGCGAAGAAGAAAUUCAGAUCGCCUGUUUAACCAACCGACCAAUCAACUGCGGUGGCCGGUCGCUGCGGAUUGGCUGCCAGGAGGAAGGGGGCGGAGUCUCAGAUUUGAUUUGGGUCCAUUGGGAGCGAGUCGCUCUUUUGUGGGUAAUUAGAGCACAUGUUAAGAAACGCCGGAGGCCCUGUGAGAACUGAAGGUUUCUAGGUGGGUGUCACAUAAAACAGACAUAAACAUCAACCCGAGUUCACCGGCUCUGCUGUUAGCGAUAUUAUAUAUACACAAAGACUCUUGCCUUUCGUCCUUCGUCUGCCUUCCCCUAACAAAUUGCAGAAUCCAUCGGAAGAAACGGUCUGUUAUGCGUCUCGCCGCAGGAUCUUUCCCAAUCGAAGGAAGACGUUGGUUAGUCCGAAUUUGCAUUUGAUUCUCUACUGCAAUUUGAGGGACUUGUCUUAGUAGACCACACCACUAAAAACAAUGAUUUUGUAUUUUGUAAGAUAAACUUAACUGCAACAUAAAUAUCUAUAUUUUUCCUAUGACCUUUUAUCAAUUGAUAUGAGAUAUCAACAUUAACGGAUCAUGGAAAUUCUUUUCUUGUCAUAACUGUGUGUCCGACUCCAUUAGGAACCAAAUAUGGAAAGGGGCUCCGCAUGAUGUUUUCCCCUUUUACAUGGGUGGAAAAAAUAAGCAUUUGUUUGAAUAGGCCUUAUACUGUACACUAUACUAAUAUCUCCUGGAAGUGCUUCGAAUUCAGCAUUUCGAUCGGGGAAAUAAAGUCUAGUUUCAUUUGUUUAUUUCAUUAAUGCAUCUGUUUGUUCUGUAGCUGUUAAUUGGUGCAGUUCUGACUCGUUUAAU
Sinocyclocheilus rhinocerous is the source of this 2216-nucleotide messenger RNA. RefSeq names its product ephrin-A5b. NCBI's taxonomy places the organism in Eukaryota, Metazoa, Chordata, Actinopteri, Cypriniformes, Cyprinidae. The transcript is spliced from 5 exons. Gene Ontology annotation, cellular component: external side of plasma membrane; plasma membrane. Gene Ontology annotation, molecular function: ephrin receptor binding. Gene Ontology annotation, biological process: ephrin receptor signaling pathway; axon guidance; regulation of cell-cell adhesion. The coding region runs from base 520 to 1206 and encodes 228 amino acids. The record is from RefSeq and is a predicted model, not a curated record.